This is a messenger RNA of Verticillium alfalfae VaMs.102, 4248 nucleotides long. Its product is annotated as superkiller protein. Gene Ontology annotation, molecular function: protein binding. Bases 1 to 4248 code for a protein of 1415 amino acids. The transcript is spliced from 2 exons. The record is from RefSeq and is a predicted model, not a curated record. Lineage: Eukaryota; Fungi; Ascomycota; Sordariomycetes; Glomerellales; Plectosphaerellaceae. Gene Ontology annotation, cellular component: Ski complex.
AUGUCGUCGAAAGCCCAACUGAAGUCCAUAGCGGACUUGGUGAAACAGUCCAAAUGGGACGACGCAGUACAAAAGGCCACCGACUUUCUAGGGAACGAUCCCAAGAAUUAUCAAGCAAACCUGCUUCUUGCGUUUGCUCUGGACAAGAAGAGCAAGUUUGACGAAGCCGAAAAAGCCUACAGAGCAGCGGCGGCUCUCAAACCCCAGGACAGCCAGGCAUGGCAGGGUCUCAUCAAGCUGUUCGAGAAGCAGGGACCGCAAAAGAUCUCGGGUUACAAGCAAGCAGCUCUCAGCCUCGCCGAGAUUUGGCGUGACGCCGACGAGAUGUACAAGUGUCAAGACGUAAUUGACAAGUUCAUUGACUACGCACGAGCACACGGCGACCGCACACAAUACGUGGACGCCCUAGACCUCAUCCUGCCAGACAGUCCCAUCUACCCUGCCCUCGAAGGUCGCGUUGCCCACCCUGCCAAGACCUACGACACUAUGGCGCAGAUCAUUGAGACGGAUGAAAAGAAACGCAUUAACACGCUCAUUGGUGAAAGGAGGACAAGAAUAGGCGCUCGCGUUGCCGAGGUCACGCUCGAGGUCAAGCGUGAAGUGCUCGGCAGCAGCAAGCUCGCUCACGUAUACCAACAGCUCAUCAUCUGGAGCAGCGAUGACGAUGUUCGACGAAAGUAUGAGGAGAAGCUUCUCCAGUGGUGGCACACUAUGCUUCUCGUGUCGCCUCCUGGACCACAAAAAGCAGAGGCGCUGCAAACAGUUCUUCGGCUUUCUCUCGACAUGGUCAUUAUCAAGCACCCAUUCCAGCUCGCUUGGGAAAUUGCCAUCAACUGGAAAGACGGGCCCGAAAUACGCGACUGGGACGUCAACAUGCUGCGAGACUACUGCACCUUCUUUCCUGAGACGGAUCUGUACAAGGUCAUCACCGGCUAUCUGACGAGCUCAAUCUCUCCCUUCCCGAAGCCCGUUCCGACAGACAUGGAAGCCAGUGAGACUGAAGAUGAGAGCGAAGACGACGAUGGAGGCGGCGUGUCAAUGGUGCCACUGACCGAUGACGACCGGCUUUUCAUGAUGAUUGACGGCAUCGCGACUGCAGACUCGAUAUUUGCCUACCGUCUGAUGGGCGAAUACUACCAGCACCUCGAAGAACACGAAAGCAUUGUCGAGCUUAUGCGCAAGGCUCAGAAGCAUCUUGCUACCGAGCGCAUCAGGACUGGCGUGCCAUUCCACCACACGGGCGAUGCUUAUGCAUUGUUCUUGGGAACCGCCCUUGUCUUUUACCAAUCUCCUCGCCACCAUACGGAAGCCAAGUCUCUAUUCGAGGGCGUCCUGGCGCACGACCCAUCCUCGACUGCUGCACUGAUAGGCAUCGGUCUUAUCUAUGAGGAAGAGGAAGACUACGACGAUGCCGUCGACUUCUUGGAGCGGGCUGUGGGCCGGGACCCGAGCAACUUGCGCAUCAAGACCGAAGCAGCGUGGGUGAAGGCACUCAAGGGAGACUACGAACUUGCCCGUGCGGAGCUUGAGGCGUCACUGCCCUUGAUUGAGAAGAAGGGCCAGACUUCCAAGGAGCUCCUAGCUCUGACGCAGUACCGACUUGGUUCGUGCAUUUGGAACCUCGACACGUCCAAAGCGGCGCGCAAGAGUCGGACAGGAGCCUAUGCCUACUUCUUGGACGCUCUCAAGAACGACCUCAAUUUGGCGCCCGCGUAUACCAGCCUCGGUGUCUACUACGCUGAAUAUGCCAAGGACAAGAAGCGGGCAAGGCGGUGUUUCCAAAAGGCCGUCGAGCUGUCUUCGUCCGAAGUCACCGCCGCUGAGCGUCUUGCGCGUUCCUUCGCCGACGAAGGUGAUUGGGAUCGCGUUGAACUCGUUGCUCAGCGCGUAGUCGACUCUGGAAAGGUCAAGCCGCCGCCCGGAUCUAAGCGAAAGGGCAUCAGCUGGCCAUUCGCUGCACUCGGUGUCGCGGAACUCAACAAACAGGACUAUCACAAGGCCAUUGUGUCUUUCCAGUCUGCCCUACGGGUGUCGCCAGAGGACUAUCAUUCGUGGGUUGGCCUCGGCGAAAGUUACUACUCGUCCGGCCGGUACAUUGCCGGCAUGAAGGCGACACUGAACGCACAAAAGUUGGAGGAGACGAUCUCAGCCGACAAGCUUGGCGACACAUGGUUCACCAAGUACAUGCUUGCUAACAUCAAGCGAGAGCUAGGGGAGUACGAUGAGUCUAUUGUCCUAUACCGUGAGGUUCUUGACGGCAGAGUUGGCGAGGACGGGGUGGCCAUUGCGCUCAUGCAGACGCUCGUAGAGAAUGCGCUCGAUGGUGUUGAAAAGGGCUUCUUCGGCAAGUCAGUGGAACUGGCACUGGAGACCAUCUCCUUUGCAGCCAAAGCUGAUGACAGCGUCGUCAAGACAUUCAACUACUGGAAGACCCUGGGAGAUGCGUGCUCUGUCUUUUCAGCUGUGCAGAGCCGAGCGGCAGAUUUCCCGGGCGAGGCUGUCACGGCAAUCAUCGAAAAGGGGGCCGAAGAUGCCUACGCCCUCUUGGCCGACAUCGAUCACGUUGAUGCCACUGUUGUCUCUGCCAAGGGUCUGUUCUCCGAGGAUGAGAGGCUCGGUGUCGACCUGACGAGGUGCAUUCAUGCGACGAUCCUCUGCCACAAGCGAGCUAUCCACGAGUCGGCGACCGACAUACACGCGCAAGCCGUAGCGUACUACAACCUAGGCUGGGCCGAGCACCGAGCCCACAUCUGCCUGCCCUCCAGCAUCAGGAAGAAGUCGAGCGUCUAUCUCAGGGCUUCGAUGCGCUGCUUCAAGCGGGCCAUCGAGCUCGAGGCCGGCAACUCGGAAUUCUGGAACUCGUUGGGUGUCGUUACGAGCGAGAUCAGCCCGGCCGUUGCGCAGCAUUCCUUCGUCCGCAGCGUUCACCUUAACGAGAGGAGCCCUGUGGCGUGGGCUAAUCUUGGCACUCUGGCCUUGCUGCAGAACGAUGUCAGGCUCGCCAACGAAGCAUUCACGCGGGCGCAAUCCACGGAUCCCGACUACGCACACGCGUGGCUGGGCCAGGGCUUCGUCGCUCUGCUGCUCGGGGAGCCAAAGGAAGCUCGCGGCCUGUUCACGCACGCCAUGGACAUUGCAGAGUCAUCGUCUGCUCUGACGCGGCGGCAGUACUCUGUGGCCAUAUUUGACCACAUUCUCACGACGCCUCUCAACUUUACCAUCUCGUCGCUCAUACAGCCCGUGUUUGCACUGAGCCAGCUGAACAGGCUCAAGCCCCAGGAUCUCGCCUAUGGGCACUUGUCGAGCCUCUUCAGAGAGCGAACACGGGACAACGCGCCUGCCGUCGCCGUGCUGGAAAAGAUCUGCGGCGUACUGGAGACCGACUACGAGCUGACCGAGUCGGCUCAGUCCCUCGCGCGUUUCGCUCUCGCCAGGACGGAUCUCGCUCGACUGUACCUGGCCGCCGGCUCCUACGAGCAAGCCAUUGAAUGCGGCGACCUGGCGAUCCAGCUCAGCAGCGACGAGUCGGACAACGAACUCACCAUGGACGAGCGCAAGAAGGCGCGGCUCUCAGCCCACCUGACGGUCGGUCUGGCGCAAUACUACAGCCAGGACAUGGCCGAGUCGCUGCGCUGCUUCGAGGCGGCGCUCAGCGAGUCGGACAACAACCCCGACGCCGUCUGCCUCCUGGCGCAGGUGCUGUGGGCCGCCGGCCGCGAGGACUCGCGCGAGAGGGCGCGCUCGGCGCUGUUCGAAGUCAUCGAGGCGCACCCGGACCACGUCCCGGCGGUUCUGCUCCUGGGCGUCAUCGCCCUGCUCGACGAUGACGAGGAGUCGGUCGAGGCCGUCGUUGCCGAGCUGCAGGGUCUCCGGACCAGCGACAAGGUGCAGCCGUCGGAGCACUCGCAGCUCGGCGCGGUGCUGAGCGCCAUUGCCGCGCUCGGCGCCGACGCCGCUGAGGAGGAGGGCGGGGAGGUCCUGACCCAGGCGCAGACGGACAUUAUGCUGUACCCCCACCUGCCGCACGGAUGGUCGAGGCUCGCGGAUGCCGGCGGCGACGACUACGCAGCGGAUACGGCACUGCAGGUGGCGCUGAAGGCGGUGCCGCCACGGGGGACGCUCGAGGCGGCGGACCUGGCGAGGGCGUACGCCGGUACGGGCAAGGCGGCGGAUGCGCAGAUUGCCAUCCACCUGGCGCCGUGGGCUAGGGAGGGAUGGACGGCGUUGCGCGAUGCUAUUUCGGCUUGA